AUGUCUAUUGAAUUAGAAUCAGCCGAUGUUGUUCGUCUCAUUGAGCAAUAUCUUAAGGAGAAUAAUUUAUUGCGCACUCUGCAAGUGUUGCAAGAGGAAACGGGCGUUACCCUCAAUACCGUUGACUCUGUUGAAAGCUUCAUGACUGAAAUCACAAGUGGUCAUUGGGACACUGUCCUUAAAGUGGUUCAAAAUCUUAAACUUUCAAAUCACAAAUUGAUGGAUCUAUACGAACAGAUUGUCAUUGAAUUAUUUGAGCUUCGCGAACUUGGUGCGGCGCGUACCCUUCUUCGUCAAACUGAUCCUAUGCUCCUAUUGAAACAGAAUCAUCCUGAUCGUUACUUACACUUGGAGAAUCUCCUUACUCGUUCUUACUUUGAUCCUCGUGAGGCUUAUCCUGAGGGUUCAUCUAGAGAAAAGCGUAGGCAAGCUAUAGCAUCUUCUCUCUCUGGAGAAGUCAGUGUUGUUCCACCCUCGAGACUACUUGCUCUUCUGAGCCAAGCCUUGAAAUGGCAACAGCAUCAAGGUCUUCUACCUCCUGGUACUGCCAUUGAUGUUUUCAGAGGUAAGGCUGCAGUUCGUGAGCAAGAGGAUGAGAAACCUCCUACUCAACUCUCAACUACUAUUAAGCUUGGUCAAAAGGCUCAUGUUGAAUGUGCUAAAUUCAGUCCGGAUGGUCAGUAUCUUGUUACAGGAUCUGUUGAUGGACUAAUUGAAGUUUGGAAUUUCAUUACGGGAAAGUUAAGGAAGGAUCUGAAAUACCAAGCGCAGGAGAACUUCAUGAUGAUGGAUGAGACAGUUCUCUGCCUUGCCUUCUCGCGAGAUUCCGAGCUACUAGCGUCAGGUUCUUUGGACGGGAAGGUGAAAGUCUGGCGCAUCCAAUCUGGCCAGUGCCUGCGCCGCUUUGAGCGGGCACAUACCAAGGGUGUUACUGCUGCUCACUUUUCCAAAGACAAUGUUCAACUCCUAACUGCCAGCUAUGAUCGCACAAUUCGAAUCCACGGAAUGAAGUCCGGUAAUCUUCUGAAGGAAUUUACUGGUCAUACUGGUUUCGUCAAUGAUGUGUCCUUCAGCCUGGAUGGUCACCAUAUUCUCAGUGGAAGUACUGACGGUACAGUUCGAGUCUGGUCAGCUCGCACUGCUGAAUGUGUUUCCAAUUUUAAGACAAUUUCGGGCCUAGUAGGUCGUGAGGUACCUAUCCUAAGUGUUCAACCCAUGCCCCGUAAUGCCGACCAAUUUGUUGUAUGUAGCCGUUCAAACACCAUCGCUAUCAUGAAUAUGCAAGGACAAGUUAUUCGAAGUUGCACGAAUGGGAAACGCGAGGGAGGUGAUUUUGUCGGCUUUGCUGUGAGCUCUCGAGGUGAAUGGAUAUACGCCGUUUGUGAGGAUCGUCGACUCUACUGCUUCAAUGUCAGUAGUGGUGGAAAACUAGAACAAACUCUACCGGUCCAUGAGAAGGAAAUCCUCGGUGUGGCUCACCAUCCACAUCAAAAUCUCAUCGCGACCUUUUCGGAAGAUGGCUUGCUUCGACUUUGGAAGCCUUGA
This is a messenger RNA of Rodentolepis nana, 1545 nucleotides long. NCBI's taxonomy places the organism in Eukaryota, Metazoa, Platyhelminthes, Cestoda, Cyclophyllidea, Hymenolepididae. The record is from the annotation of a GenBank genome assembly.